GGGGUCAAAGCCAAGGAGCGAGGCGGGGCAGGGUUAGGUGGGGCACCCCGAAGUAGACCAGACAGGCUGGUGGAGCGCAGCGGUGGUUACUAGUGGUCCUCGUUCGGUUGCAGCCCGCACGGCUCUGGUCUCCGGUAUCACGGACAUGGCAGGACCACAAGAGGCUCUGAGCGGGAGGCUGCGGCUCUCUUUCGCUCCUGGUCCCCGAACCAGCUUUUUACUCCUCCGACUCAACGACUCAGCCCUGAGGGCGCUACAAGACUGUCAGAGAAUACAGGCCCAGCCUGUGAUCACCUUCCAAGGCAACCGAGGGUACUUGCGACUUCCUGGCCCUGGCUGUUCCUGCCUUUUCUCUUUCAUAGUGUCUCAAUGUGGAGCAGAUGGGCCAAGAGGUGGGCUGGACCUUGUGCGCCACCGCUUGGGCAGAUCUGGACCAGGACUGCUUCAGUGCUUAGGUCCUCUUCGAGAGCGAAUUACCAUCUGUUCUGCUGUAGAUUUUGUGCCAGUAUCAUCUUCACUUCGGGGACAUCAACAGGAUGAAGGUGCCGGGGAAACAGGGAGCCAGCACAGCAGUGGAUUGGAUACAAAACCUCAACCCCAGCUAGAAGAGGUGAGGCCAGGAGUGCUGGAUCCCCUAGACAACAAUCAAGAGGCACAGCCAGGAUCCUCCAGAGAUCAUCGGGCACAGUGGGGACCAGAGUUCCCACCCCACAAAGGGGCCAGAUCAGAGAUCCUCUUCAUCUUCCAGCCAGAGGCACUUGAACAUGUUUCCAACUUUGGCAGGCAGUAUGGAGCCAUCCACAAUGCUGAACAAUGUCAUGUCUAUGAGAAAGACUUUGAAGCAGAUUAUGCAGAAUAUCGGGCCCUACAUGCACGUGUUGGGGCUGUCAGCCGGAGAUUCAUGCAGUUGGGAAUGGAGAUCAAGAGAGUACAACGAGGCACGCCUGAACACAAGGUGCUGGAAGAUAAGAUAGUCCAAGAAUACAGAAAAUUCAGGAAGCGGUGUCCAGGUUACAAGGAAGAAAAACAGCGAUGUGAGUACCUGCACCAGAAGUUGUCACACAUCAAAAGCCUCAUUCUAGAAUUUGAGAAGAACAGAGACAGCUAAGGCUUGUCAAGAGGGCCCAAGUCCCUCUGGUGAGAUGCUGAUAAACAGGGUGGCUACGAAACAAAUGAUUUAGGCAUCGGAGUCUACUACUGAUCUCCUCACUUAAGGAAGGGGGGUGGGGGGUUGGAAGCAGGUGCUACUACAAAUCCUCAAGGGGUUUGGUUUCUAUUGUUACUAUGAUAUUUACUUGAUGCUAUCCAGAUUAUGUUGGCAUAGUGCCAUUCCUUCCCAGCUAUACCCAAGAACAUCAGUUUCUUCAUCCUCACCACCACUCUGAUAUCCCUGAUAAGUGGAGAUGAAGACCACCUCUAAGAAAAGAUACUGAGGGGACUUAAUGGUAAAAACUAAUUUUGUGAUACACCCUAAGAGACCAGAAUAACAGCUGCUUAGGAGUUGUUUACAACUCAUUUCCCCUCAAGUGUACUGAGGGCAGGGUUUGAAAACAGCCUAUGUGGAGAUAGUGGAAUGUUUAGUGAAUUUAAGAAACAUGGCUGUAAAACAAA
Messenger RNA from Monodelphis domestica (gray short-tailed opossum), 1611 nucleotides. NCBI's taxonomy places the organism in Eukaryota, Metazoa, Chordata, Mammalia, Didelphimorphia, Didelphidae. The record is from RefSeq and is a predicted model, not a curated record.